CAGACAACAUGUACUUGCAGCUUUACGCGGAAAUACUAUUUGUAUCUACACUAUAAACCGUUUAACUGCCUUUUGAAUAGUUAAUAUCUUCGAGUUAUUAGAAGCGCGCACAAAAGAACUGUAAUUCCUUCUUGGACUUGUAACAAUUACUUAGUUCUUGGUAGACGCAGUGUCUUUUUGCUGACCGGAAUCUGAAAAUAUGGGUGGCUGCUGCACUUGCUUUGGAUCAAACGAAAAUCCAAAAAAGAAGUAUUUCUAUCCCCAACGACAAUAUCCCGCAAAUGAUGCAGAUUAUACCGCUACCACAACUUACAUGGACAACGGCCAAGCAUGGGUAGAUCAUGGUGAUAGUACAAAAACCGGCGGAAACUACUCCGAGACCGCAACAGCGACGGAAACCUAUGUCCGAGAUGAUCCCGGUUGCACUAGUGGAGACACCGGUGGUAUUUCCGGAGGCACUGGCGAUUCAGGCUGCUGUGAUACCGGCGGGGGCGGAGGAGGAGACAGCGGUGGCGGAUGUGACAGUGGAGGUGGUGGCGGUGACUAAUGCAUAUUUAUGAAUAAAUCAUUAAACGUACGCUCUGUACAUGUUUGUCGAACGCACUGUAACUGCGGCAUUUUACGGCGCCAAUUUACCACACUAGAUAUUCAGCACCAGAGUGAGUACAUUCCAACAACUGCCGAGAACAGAAUUUAUCAGCGAAUUUAUUUGAAUUCUGCAAGAAAAAAAUAACCGUGCGUCAUAAAUAACGAAUAACUCUAACACUUUAUUGUCCGUCAAGUCCGAGAAUUGAUUGCGUUAAUGGUCACUGGUUUCACUGGUCAGUAAUUGUUGUCUUUGUCUUUUGAUGCACUUAUUAUAGCAAAUCUGCUAUUGUGAAGCUUCUGAUAUCUGGUACAUAUGCUGUAAUUCUGAUUCGAAUGCCAACAUGAUUUUCAGAUGGCGCAUUAAAAAGUAAUU
Paramacrobiotus metropolitanus is the source of this 961-nucleotide messenger RNA. RefSeq names its product loricrin-like. The transcript is spliced from 2 exons. The record is from RefSeq and is a predicted model, not a curated record. NCBI's taxonomy places the organism in Eukaryota, Metazoa, Tardigrada, Eutardigrada, Parachela, Macrobiotidae. Bases 200 to 547 code for a protein of 115 amino acids.